Molecule: messenger RNA, 3707 nt
Organism: Pundamilia nyererei
Lineage: Eukaryota; Metazoa; Chordata; Actinopteri; Cichliformes; Cichlidae
Product: solute carrier family 45 member 3
Exons: 6
Coding region: 578-2290 (570 amino acids)
Biological process (GO): transmembrane transport
Cellular component (GO): membrane
Molecular function (GO): sucrose:proton symporter activity
Source: RefSeq, a predicted model, not a curated record
CACUGGCUCGACGGAGGUUGUCACAGCUGGGUAGUUGGCUCGCUACAAGUUAAGCAACAGGGGCUGUCGGGAGCGAGCAAGUUGCUGCAUGGAUUUCUCGGAGCUCCGCGGAACUUACGGUUAAGUUUGCACCCAAACGAGUUGUUAGCGCGAUUCUGUCUGUGUUCAGUAAGGCGUUCGUGUGUGAUACACAUCUAUCACGUGUCGGCUGCUCUAUGUGCUGAAACGUAUUCUUUGUAUGUGGCUGCCUUGCAACGUUGUUCACCGCGUCGAAACGGCAGACAGCGGCUUUAAAAUUUGACCCAAGCGUCCCCGAGUCGUACCACGCCGGACACCGUGAUACAGCUGACCUGGAAACGGAGAUCCAGAAUGCUGAGAAGAGGAUGAAUCCUCCAGGUCAUCUGAGACAUCAAAGUGUCUUUGCUGCUGUCCCUUUGCGACAGUCCUCGGGUCCAACCGGGGCACCAUCUGCUUCCCCUCAUCCCCCCCUUUGUCCCUAUCCAGAUCCUUCCCCCCUUCCCUGCCCCCAGUAGUGACCAUCCCAGAGGGAAGGAAAGGCGACCCAGCCUCUGUAAAUAUGCCUGGAUGGAGGUCUCAUUGGCGUCUUGUUCUCCUGAACUCCCUGACCUGUGGCCUGGAGAUCUGUGUGGCAGCUGGGAUCACAUACGUUCCUCCACUGCUGCUGGAGGCUGGAGUAGAAGAGCGGUACAUGACCAUGGUGCUAGGCAUCGGGCCAGUGCUUGGCCUGUUGUUCAUCCCCCUGAUCGGCUCAGCCAGUGACCAGUGCAACAGCAGUUACGGCAGGAGGCGGCCUUUCAUCUGGCUGUUGUCGAUGGGAGUCCUUCUGGCGCUUUUCAUUAUUCCCCACGCUGACGUCCUGGCAGCCCGCGUUGCAUGGGGUGGCCGCACGCUCCAGGUGGGCUUCCUGAUCCUUGGUGUUGGGCUCCUUGACUUCUGUGGACAAGUUUGCUUCACACCGCUGGAGGCUCUUCUGUCAGAUUUGUAUCGGGAUGAGGAGGACUGCAGCCAAGCCUUUGCCAUGUUCUCCUUCAUGGUGAGCUUGGGAGGCUGUGUGGGUUAUUUGCUACCUGCACUGGACUGGAGUCACGGCCUCCUCUCUGUUUACUUGGGAGGCCAAGCAGAGUGCCUCUUUUCCCUCCUCAUCCUCAUCUUCAUCUCCAGUGUGCUAAUCACCAUGAAGGUGUCCGAGGAACCCUCUUGUGCCAACAGCGGCGCGGGAGAGUCGGGAUCUCUACUGGAGCCGGGGACCGGUGUGAUGGAGGCCGGCCGGUGUGGCGUGCCACGCUCGUGCUGCUACCUGCUGAAGUGCAAGCUGAGGCUCCUCAAGUCUGGACCCCUGAUGUGCUUACUGAGGACAUGCUGGUCCAUGACGCCGGCCAUUUACAGGAGCUACUGCCACGUUCCACGGGUGAUGAGGCAGCUGUGCGUGGCUCAGCUCUGCAGCUGGAUGGCUGUCAUGUCUUUUAUGCUUUUCUACACAGACUUUGUGGGUGAAGGCCUUUAUGAGGGCGUGCCCAGUGCAUUACCAGGGAGUGUGUCCAAACAAAGAUAUGAUGAAGGAAUCCGUAUGGGCAGCAUGGGCCUGUUCCUGCAGUGUGCUACCUCAACCUUUUUCUCUCUGGUUAUGAGUCGUUUGGUUCGGCAUUUGGGAUCCCGGUGGGUUUACCUGAGCAGCAUGGUGAGCUUCACAGUCUCCGCUUUGGUCAUCUGCCUGUCCAAAAGCGUCGUCUUGGUCACUGUAAUGGCAGCUCUCACUGGCUAUGCAUACGCGACACUGCAGACCCUCCCUUACACACUCACCUGCCAUUACCACAAGGAGAUAGAGGUCUACAUGCCAAAAAGAAUAACCAAAAGCAGACAUAAAAACGGUGUAACAGCCAUGCGGGACUCUGUGUAUUUGACUCCUGUGGAAGAGGAGGGUGGACUGAACCACCAAACGGGGCCUCCUUACAGGCACGCCUUGUUCAGCCAGGACAGUUACGAGUACUACCCCGGCCCGCAAAGCCAAAACGGUUCGUCUCACAGCGCCAACGCCCCCGAGCAGGACGAAGCCGAGUCGGGCUUUGAGAAACGCGGUGUGGGCUUGGACUUUGCCAUCUUAGACAGCACCUUUCUCCUCUCUCAGGUUUUCCCCACCCUCUUCAUGGGCAUGAUUGUUCAGUUUGCUCAGUCCGUCACUGCCUAUAUCGCUUGCUCUGCCAUCUUUGGAGCUGUCGCCAUCUACCUGGCCAGUCAGAUUGUCUUUGACCAAAAGGACCUCAGAAACUGAGUGAUGAGAUCGCCAAUAAUCAACCCUUCAGGUUCCAAGAGUGGUACUCGCUGAACUACUGUUCCCAGAAAGCCUUUUGCUAGUAACAUUUUUUUGCUUUCAGCGACACUCUGCAUUAAGGUAUAUCUGUUAGCGUGUGGCGUGUGAAACUGGCUUACCGAAGAUAAAGUCAGGAGCCGUUUGCCGUGUUAUAGCAGGAAUUAUCUGCUACCAGAAGAGUCACCACCUGCUCAGGUCCGAUGAGGUACAGUGUGUACUGAAACAUAUUGAAUUCAACAGACGUGUCUCUUUAAAACUGUCACAGCAUAAUUUCUGUCCACCUUUUUCCUCAGGUACCUUCAAACAGAUUUACUGUACAACCCGUCAACCUCGAAUACACCAACUAACUUUUCUGAAUCGUAUUUUUUAAUUAUCUUAAGCUACGGUUUUACACAGUGCAGUCGGUUUUUGUCUUUGCUCACUCGUCUUCACUGUCACUAAGGCAUUUUCCAUAAUGGUCAUCUUACAUAAUGACAUUUAAAAUUAAAUUAGGUGAGCGUGGGGAGUCGUCAAUCUAAUGCAAGAUGGCAGAACAGACAAAUUGGUUUCUUCAGAAAUAUGCUACUUUAUUCAUUCAUUUGAGAGCCUCCAGAGAUGGUCUUGCCAACUCUGUAUGAUCUCUUAUUAGACCGUCCCUUCCUGCUAAAUGUCAUCAUCUUUCUACUUUAUAAUCGACCUUUUUUCUGUCAAAUGUGCUUUCGUCAUUACACUUGUCUAGUCUCCACCAUAAGUAAACUAACUCCAUACGUGGGUGGGGUACAUAUGGGGAUGUGGUAGUUCUGUUGGGCCAUCAGUAUCCAUUUCUCCUCCUGGGAUUGGUCACGUCCAGGAGGACGAUGGCAUGUGGGAGUCACCGAAAGGUGAAAAUGUGACUCAUUUUCUUCAGUCACAGCAUCUCAUCCUUAUUUAACACCUAUGGGAAAUUUUGUACCAGUGGUAGACGGCAAUCGCGUGCACCGUCAGGGUGUUUCAUUCCUGCUGUAUAUUUCCAAAGAUUUGGAGCGGCAAUGCCAAGGCCUGUUCUGGCCCAAAGCCUUAUUAGGAGACCUUUUUUUCUUUCAGCAGUCAGUGAGCUAUACUCUGAGUCUCCUCUUAUCCCUCCCUUCCACGUCUAGUGCCAUCUUUUAGUGCUGUUUACUGCGAAUAUUUGGAUACAUUUUUACUGUAUAAUCCCUAUGGGAAUUUGUUAUGCAACGUGCUGAAGUGAAGUUUCUGACUGUGAUGAUUUAGCAAUUAGGCUGUUCAGCUGAAUGGGAAUAUCGCAUCAAAUGUCCUUUGUGUAGAUAAUCAAGAGAGGUAAUCUAGACUAGUGGACUGCUUAUCCUGUCGAGUAAUAAUAACACACUUUCAACGUUGCCUAAGCCCCGUUUAAGUUUUU